This is a messenger RNA of Ostreococcus tauri, 582 nucleotides long. RefSeq names its product Protein of unknown function DUF3181. The coding region runs from base 1 to 582 and encodes 193 amino acids. NCBI's taxonomy places the organism in Eukaryota, Viridiplantae, Chlorophyta, Mamiellophyceae, Mamiellales, Bathycoccaceae. The record is from RefSeq and is a predicted model, not a curated record. The transcript has a single exon.
AUGCGUCCGGUGCUCGCACCGAGAGCGCGCGGUUCCGCGGAGACGUCCCGCGCGAGCGCGCUGAAUCGCGCACGGGAAGCGUCGGAGAGACAGCGAUUGGCGUACCAGAGAUUCCGCGAACAGACCGGGAUCCGAUCGAGCGGAUCUGCGAUGACGAUCGCGAGCGAGCGCGGUGAACGACGCUCGGGCGUCGCCGCGCGCGCGUCGAGGGGCGACGGCGAUGGGAACCUGUUCGUGGAAUCGUUCUUCGAUCUCGCGAACGUGGUCUCGGGCGGUGGCGCGGGAGAGACGCACACGCGCCUGGCCGAACGCAUCGGCGAGGACGUCUACGUGCAGGUAAACGCUUGGCGCCUGUACACGCGAGAUAUGAAGUUCCACGACGGCUUGGCCAAGGUUUUCUCGGUGAAAAUCGCUUCGAACGGAAACAAGUAUGACGACGCGCUCGUCGAGGAGGUCUUGACCACCGUGCGCGUACCGCUGGGCGGGGGGAAAUCUGACGUCCCGCUCGUUGACCUGUGUCCGUCAACGAGCGUCAACGCAUUGAAAAACAUCUUGCGCGAUUACGUCGACGAUCGUCUGUGA